Messenger RNA from Camponotus floridanus (Florida carpenter ant), 2380 nucleotides. RefSeq names its product two pore potassium channel protein sup-9 (gene Task7). The record is from RefSeq and is a predicted model, not a curated record. Gene Ontology annotation, biological process: stabilization of membrane potential; potassium ion transmembrane transport. Gene Ontology annotation, cellular component: membrane. The coding region runs from base 569 to 1582 and encodes 337 amino acids. Gene Ontology annotation, molecular function: potassium ion leak channel activity. Lineage: Eukaryota; Metazoa; Arthropoda; Insecta; Hymenoptera; Formicidae. The transcript is spliced from 5 exons.
UCAUACUUGGACGGGCGGUCCGUGCAUGAUCGGCGCAACUACUGUCGCGGCAAAGUCGAGUCGUACUACUUGAGUCGCUAUAUCGGAGCACGGUUAGCACUCGGCCGUUUUAUCGCUACCGUUAUCACUUGAUUGUAUCGUCGGCGCAGUUAUCAUGCGAUGCUCGAAAUCGUAAGCACGCGUACAUACCUACCCUAGGAAGAAAUCAACCACGGCGCAUCCCUUCGGUUUCUCCCUCUACUACCGGUUCGCGAUCAAUACUCGGGCGUAGAGUAGCGUGCUACGUUGUUGUCUUGCGAGUAUUGUGUCAACUCUCGUGGCAUCCCGAUCUCUCGGACGUGCGCUCCGCCUGAUAUGUCGUAUAAACCCUCUGCAUGGACGUCCGUUUGUCCGGUGAGAGAUAAAUAUUCAUUCGCGCGUGCUCCCGUAUAAAUGUCGCCUGUGGCAGGGAACGUUGCCGUCAGGGGAAAUCUCGGGGAACUCGUCGAACGCGCGACCGUUGAAUUUUUUAUUCUAUAGCGCGCCGUACGUGCGCGUGGUAUUCUUUCGGAGAGGCAAAACGGCGAAGAUGAAGAGACAGAAUGUCAGGACACUGUCGUUGGUUGUGUGCACGUUUACGUAUCUCCUCGUUGGCGCCGCGGUAUUUGACGCCCUCGAAUCGGAUACUGAGAGGAAACGCUGGGAAUUUCUCUCGGAGAUAAAACGCAAUAUGAUGAGGAAAUACAACAUUACCCAAGAGGAUUACAAGAUGGUCGAGAUCGUGAUAAUAGAAAAUAAGCCGCACAAAGCUGGGCCGCAGUGGAAGUUCGCGGGUGCCUUCUAUUUUGCCACUUUAGUAUUAGCCAUGAUUGGUUACGGACAUUCCACUCCGGUGACUAAACCCGGAAAGGCAUUCUGUAUGGUAUACGCGAUGGUGGGAAUCCCGUUGGGACUGGUGAUGUUCCAGAGCAUCGGCGAGCGAUUGAAUAAGUUUGCGUCGGUUGUAAUCAGGCGGGCAAAGACGUAUCUUAGAUGCCAAAAGACCGAAGCGACGGAGAUGAAUCUCAUGCUGGCGACCGGCCUGCUUUCGAGUAUAAUUAUCACGACGGGUGCCGCGGUAUUUUCGCGAUACGAAGGUUGGAGUUACUUCGACAGUUUUUAUUACUGUUUCGUGACGUUGACUACCAUAGGUUUUGGCGACUACGUCGCUCUUCAGAACGAUCAAGCGCUUUCCAAUAAACCUGGAUACGUCAUCUUGAGUUUGGUCUUCAUUCUCUUUGGUCUGGCUGUAGUCGCCGCCAGCAUUAAUUUACUUGUAUUGCGCUUCAUGACUACGGAUAGUGGUGAAGCGCGUCGUGAUGAUAGCGAGCUGGUUUCCGCCUCGCAUCACGUUUUAACGUUAGACGGCGAGGUUGUGGCGGUAAACGGUAAGCUUCUGGCUAACCAGGUGCCGAUCGUGCACGACACGGAUGAUUGCGUGAGCGUGUGCUCCUGUACCUGCCUCGGUCCGGCGACCUCCGAGCUGUUGGAUCCUUCUGGCUAUCAGGGCUACCGACCGCCCCCGAUCUCUGCCAGUUUCCGGGUGAAACGCGCAUCUGUCUGAUGGAGGGAGUUCCGUCGUCGCAGUCUACGUCGUCGACUUUCGAGGGCCGACAGCCGGGAGCUGCUCGGUAUCGACGUGUAAGGGUCGAUUUUUAAUGCGAAACUUUCCGAGGAAGGAUCACUGCGCGCUGUGAUAUGUUCACGGGGAACGAUUCGUAAUUUUGGGUAAGAUUCUCACCUUCUGCGGAGAGUAAAAUUUAGAAAAGACAAAAAAAAACCCGACAACAUCUCUGUGAUGUGUUUGAUACAUGUGUAGUAAGGACACUGACUGUUAAUCGUUGUCUGACAUUGUCGGAGACCAGUGAGAGAUGCUUGGACAAUGUGUUCCUGCUACAUUUCUUCCCGAUGUUGUACCGAUAUAUUCCCGAAGUUGAUGCAUUUUGAUAAUUAAUGUUGAUCGACCGUAUCGAUUUCUGACACGUGUAUGUUGUAUGUGUAAUCCGAAAGUUAUAUACACUGAAUUUAUGUCAGUUAAAAAUGAUAAACGACAUUGUAUAAUUGUCGUUUUGAUUGAUAAAUCGAUACAGAACACUAAUUGUCUGGGUAUCCGAGCGAUGACCCUUGCAAUUUCGUAUCCUAGGAAAAAUGAAAUAUCCCAGUACCUCAAAAGUAACAUAUGCGAGCUCAGACGCGGAUUAUCGGAUAGAUGAUCGCGUAUUUAUAAAUUGUAGUAUCAUCAAUGUUGUAUUAAUAUGUAUGUGAAGUCGAAAUAUAGAUUGGCUUCUACAGCCUAGAGAUUUUCAAAUUUGAUAGAACCAACGUGAUAAUUGAAAAACUAUUGUCGUUUUCUCUAUAAAAA